Messenger RNA from Ctenopharyngodon idella (grass carp), 2498 nucleotides. RefSeq names its product bestrophin 1 (gene best1). The transcript is spliced from 10 exons. The coding region runs from base 195 to 2213 and encodes 672 amino acids. Lineage: Eukaryota; Metazoa; Chordata; Actinopteri; Cypriniformes; Xenocyprididae. The record is from RefSeq and is a predicted model, not a curated record. Gene Ontology annotation, molecular function: chloride channel activity.
UUCCACAAUGCCUCUUUGUUAGUGGAAAACAGAUUAGCAGGUCAAGUGACCGGAGGUGUGGGCGUCCCUGUACUCCUCUGCUCCAUCCUUUCUUCCUAACGGUUCCGGUGAAGACCGUCAACUCUCAAAACAUCACACGCUUGAAAGGUCAAUCAGAAAGGCUGUGAGUGUCUUCCUGUCCAGAGGGGGCAGCGAUGACGGUGACGUACUCACGGCGGGUGGCAGACGCGCGCCUGGGCACCUUUUAUCGCCUGCUUCUGCGAUGGAAAGGAAGCAUCUAUAAGCUGUUAUAUCGAGAGCUGCUGAUCUUCACUGUGAUGUACUGCACCAUUAGCAUCACGUACAGGUGUAUUCUGACUGAAGAGCAGCGCAGGAUGUUUGAGAAGCUCUCCAUGUACUGUGAUCAGUACGCUCAGCUCAUCCCUGUGUCGUUUGUACUGGGUUUCUACGUGACUCUCGUGGUGUCUCGUUGGUGGGGUCAGUUCGAGAGCGUCCCGUGGCCGGACCGCCUGUCAGCACUGGUUAGCGGACACGUCCAGGGCACAGAUGAAGGUGCCAGACUCAUCCGCAGGAGUCUCAUGCGUUACGCCAACCUGUCAGGCAUCCUGAUCUACCGCUCCAUCAGCACCGCUGUCUACAAGAGGUUCCCGACCAUGAGUCACCUGGUUCAAGCAGGUCUGAUGACGGCUGAGGAACUGAGGCAGUUAGAGGAACUGCCUUCCCCUCAUAAUAAGUUCUGGGUUCCCUGCAUGUGGUUUGUCAGUCUGGCCAUGAGAGCUCGAUCUGAAGGACGCAUCAAUAACGACGUCGCAAUGACCGCCAUCCUCAACGAGUUGAACACACUGCGUUCUCAGUGUAUGAGGCUGUACGGCUAUGACUGGAUCAGCCUGCCUCUCGUGUACACACAGGUGGUAACCGUGGCUGUGUACAGUUUCUUUUUGGCUUGUCUGAUUGGUCGACAGUUCCUCGACCCCGCCCAGGGUUACCCGGGUCACAACCUCGACUUCUACCUGCCCGUCUUCACCUUACUGCAGUUCUUCUUCUAUGUGGGCUGGCUCAAGGUGGCAGAGCAACUUAUUAAUCCUUUUGGGGAGGAUGAUGAUGACUUUGAGACGAACUGGCUGGUGGACCGUAAUUUACAGGUGUCUCUGCUGUCAGUGGAUGAGAUGUAUGAUCUGGUUCCUCUGAUUGAGAGAGAUAAAUACUGGGAUGAAUCUGAACCUCAGCCGCCGUACACAGCUGCCAGCGCAGAACACCGCAAACCCUCAUUUAUGGGAUCUGCUUUGGACAUCAGCGUUCCCAAAGAGGAAAUGGAAUUCCAGCACAAUCUGGAGCAGAUUAAGGAACACGAGGAGGCCAAUCACUCCAGUCCAUUCCUGGGCAGCUUGAGUCGUCUUCUGGGCGUCCAAUCGACAAAUUUCCCUCGCUCGACUCCCACAUCCCGAGUCUCCCUCCUGCGGCGGCGUCCCCGCGCCCCCUUCUCUCGCUUCCCCCUUUAUCUCCACCCCGAGAAUGUUCCGAUGCCCAGCCAGGCCCGGAACGCCGACAUGGCCGAGGAUGCCUUCUCAUCCAUGCCUUUAUACGAAAGACCUGGAUUCUACAGUUGCCCUCAGACACCCAUCCACUGCAUCCCUCCACUCGUUCCCCGCUCAAGACCGCGACGAGCGCACGGUGACAGCACCAGCUCCCUAGCGCAACCAAUGAUGGGCUCGCAAGUCCUGGCUCCACCUGAAACGCCCGCUCCUCCUUCCUCCGCCUUUCCUUGGGUGGGAGAAGACAGCGAACAUUCGGGACCAGCAUUUUCCUUUCCGGACCCUCUGCCUGAGCUGUGCCCGUUAACCAAAGCACGCCUGAUUCAAGGGUUGCCAUCGCGCCGUCCCCUGCCUUUGCGACUCUCUUUAGACCCGUCUCCAUCUCCAUCUACGCCAGAGAGGGUGUUCUCUUUCACCCCUCAAUCUUGGCCGCAAGCUCCGAUCAACUCCACCAGCUCAGGGAGCGUGAAUGCGGCCAUGACAACAAACAGCAACGGUGCGGUAAACAACCCCUGGCCAAUCAACAGAAGCACCACCGCAAGCACAGCCAAUCCCGUCAACCCAAGCCCCACGGUGACUCAGCAGACAGCCAAUCAGCACAACUCUCCCAACGACUCUGGAAUCUCAUUAGCUGAGGGGGAUCUGUUGGGUGCUGCGGUGAGAACGAGGGAACAGCUUUGAGUGGAAAAUACCAGCUUAGACCAGGAUGAAUUUGCUCUUUCAGGCUGGUUUAGAGUUGGUCUUAAAGACUCGUUUUUGGCUACAUUUAAGACAUUUAAAAAAAACCCACUCAUAAACACUAUCAAAAACACAACAUAUAUUGCCGCUAAAUUCACAUUCUGGAGGAGAAAGUGCAUGAUGAAUCAUAACAUGCAUGAUUGAUUCAAUUUCUGACAUAAUUUUUUAUUAUACUGUUGUAUAUGGGCAAAGACAAAUCAUAUAGAUCAGUAAAACCACUUGAUCUUC